GGUUGAUUUUUUUUUUUGCUAGUGAAAGUCUACUUUUUCCCCCUCAGCUGAAGCGUUUAAAGGUGGCACAGAGAGCCACGAGGCCUGCAUAUGGAGAAAGGGCGGAAAUAAGAACGGUCGCUCUGCCCGCUGCAGAGCGCGACGGGAGGAGGUUGUGUUUGAGGCCUCUUCACGAAGGGUUACCGUUCCGCCGGGCCCGGACCCGCCGCCCCUCACGGCCGCCCGUGCCCGCGCUGCCGGGCCGGGCCAGGCGCGAGGCGGCGGCGGCGGGCGGACACUCCGCAUGCGCCUCUCAGCCCGGGCGGCCGUGGGCGGGGCUAUGCAAACGAGCCGUCGCGCGGCGGCUCUGCUGAAAGGCUGCCGCCCCGGGCAUGCGCGCGGGCUCAGGCGCCUCGCGCAGCCCAGCUAUUGGCUCCCUGCCGCGUUUCGGCGGGCGGAAGCGGAAGUUUGUGUGGAUCUGUGCGUUCAUUUCCGGACUUACUGCUAUGGAGAAGAAGCUGGCUGAAUACAAGUGUAAUACAAAUGAAGCGAUUCAGCUGAAACUAGUUCGCUUUCCUGAGGAUUUGGAGGAUGAGAACACAACGUUUAAUCCAGAGUAUAGCCAUCAAGUGUUUGGAGAUGACGAAGUUGCCUUUGGCUACAAGGGACUGAAGAUCCUCUUGUACUAUAUUGCUGGUAACCUGUCAACGCUCUUCCGCAUCGAAUACACGUCUAAAGUUAAUGAAAAGUUUGACUGUGUGGAGGCAGACGAUGUUGAAAGUAAAAUUAGAGAAAUCAUUCCUCCUGGUUUUUGCACAAACACAGAUGACUUUGUGUCUCUGCUGGAGAAGGAGGUCAACUUCAAGCCCUUUGGAAUGCUGCUACACACAUAUUCUGUCCAUAAUGAGGAAGCUGGUGAAGAUAUAACAUAUCAGAUAUACAAGGCUGACAUGACAUGUCCAGGCUUUCGAGAAUAUCAUGAAAGGCUUCAGACGUUCUUGAUGUGGUUUAUUGAAACUGCUAGCUUUAUUGAUGUAGAUGAUGAAAGAUGGAACUACUUUCUAGUAUUUGAGAAGUAUAAUAAGGAUGGAGCUACGCUCUUUGCGACCGUAGGCUACAUGACAGUCUAUAAUUACUAUGUGUACCCAGACAAAACCCGGCCACGUGUAAGCCAGAUGCUGAUCUUGCCCCCAUUCCAAGGAGAAGGCCAUGGUGCUCAGCUGCUUGAAACAGUUCAUAGAUACUAUAUGUCUUCUCCUACAGUACUUGAUAUAACAGCUGAAGAUCCAUCUGAAAACUAUAUGAAGCUAAGAGACUUUGUUCUCGUAAAGCUCUGUCAAGAUUUGCUUUGCUUUUCCCCAGGAAAGUUAAUGCAAGGAUUCAGUCAAGAAAUGGUGAUGGAAGCUCAACAAAAACUGAAAAUAAAUAAGCAACACACAAGACGAGUUUAUGAAAUUCUCCGAUUGCGUGCAACGGACAUGGGUGAUGCAGAACAGUCCAGAAGCUAUCGGUUGGACGUUAAAAGACGACUGAUUGGCCCAUAUAAGGACUCCAAACUGCCUCACCGUGGAUGAGAUGAACACCAGCGCUAAACACAGGACAGCUACUUGGGACUAGAGCAGGACUCAAACAGUACCAGCCUCAUCAGCAAAAACUGCUGUGGAACUAAAUCAUCUUUUGAGACAACCUUAGAUAGGAAAGUCUAAGCCUAGCCUCAGAAGUAUCCAGCUGCCUACAUUUAAACUAGAAGCAUAUUUCUGUAUUGCUCUAGGUAAGAUUUCAUUUAUGCAUAAGGCAUAAUGCUCUUGUUUUAUUGACUAUUACAGACUGCUUUCAAACUUGCAUGUAAAAGCCUAGCUUUAUGUCUUCCUUAGCACAUCUUUUGCUUAUUUUAAUACCAGGAUAUUUUAAUAUCCUAACAAACCUCUGUCUGUUAUUUAUAUUUCUUAGUAAAAGGAGAAAACCUGCAUCUAAGCAUAAAUUAGAGACUACUGAAUAAUGACUGUUGUUAGACUUGAUUCACUCAGAGACUGCAGAAAUUACAGUUCUUCUCUUGGAAUGUAAUCAAUCGUAAUUCGAUCGAUCCCCUCUUAGUUUCUGAUAUGCAAAAGGAAUUGGUCUGGUCUAACUGCUAGCACAUACCUACAAGUAUUUGUGAAAUAACCUGACACUUAAGGACAGGGUAACUACAAAGGUGCUAGCAGCAUAACUAGUAUUGUCUCCAGCUCCUGCAUUUUCAUAUGCUGUCAACCAGUUUUCAGGCUGUUACAACAGGGAAUUUUGGUUUUAUGGCCACAGACAAAAGCCAAGCACUUGCUUCAUUUUCCCUAGAAGUGGCCUCGUUCCACUGAGUAGGAAGUCCUUAUUGACUGAGGUAAGAAAGGUGAGACGCGGCUACCUUAGAGCACUUUGUUUCUCUCCUUUAGUGACAGUUCAGGAAAAGAUGGUGAAUUACUCCUCAUACGUGGCUACUUUUGUGUGAAGCGUGCUGUUCUCUCCAGCCACGCGCAGGCACACCCACUCCAGCACACAUGUAGUUACUUACGCCAAGCAGCAGCAAUGUGCGAUUGCUUUACACCGUACACGGGUGUCACAGAACGGGUGGCUGGGUGUCCGCAUUCCUAAAGCCAUGUAAAGGGAGAAAAUAAGAUAAAAUGAUGCCUGAUGAGAAUCAAACUCCUGAAAGACCAUACUGUGCUGUAGAAUUAGGAACAAGGUGAAGACAUGCACGUGGUCUGCAUAUAAGCACCUACUGCGCUGUGGCAGCUGAUGUGCUUUUCCUAGUCAUGUCUAUACAGGACCACCGAGACUAUCACAGCACAUUUUUUUAGAUCAGAGAACUCUUGGAAUUUGCUCCUUAAAGGCAGAAAUACUUACACUGUAACUUUUAAGUUUGUACAUUUUUUUGGCUUUUCCCAGAGGAAAAGUAUCCCAAAGGAUGCUUGCGUUACUUCUACGUUUUGUUUUCUUCCCUCUACUCUUGCAACCACCUAAUGCUUUCCGUUCACACUUUCAUUUGGCAAUUUGAUUCCUUCAGGUUUAGUGUUUGCCUGUCAGCUAUUGGAUUUAUGCCCUGUUAACAGUUUUUCUCAAACUCUGGCUAGCCACAAGAACAUAAUUUCAAAAUGUGUUUGUUAAUACAGGCAAGCCAAAUACAGGCAAGGAAACAAAAGGGUGGAAA
Molecule: messenger RNA, 3160 nt
Organism: Chroicocephalus ridibundus (black-headed gull)
Lineage: Eukaryota; Metazoa; Chordata; Aves; Charadriiformes; Laridae
Gene: HAT1
Product: histone acetyltransferase 1
Exons: 11
Coding region: 372-1553 (393 amino acids)
Biological process (GO): subtelomeric heterochromatin formation
Cellular component (GO): nucleus
Molecular function (GO): histone H4 acetyltransferase activity; histone binding
Source: RefSeq, a predicted model, not a curated record